Periophthalmus magnuspinnatus is the source of this 666-nucleotide messenger RNA. RefSeq names its product saxitoxin and tetrodotoxin-binding protein 1-like. NCBI's taxonomy places the organism in Eukaryota, Metazoa, Chordata, Actinopteri, Gobiiformes, Gobiidae. The transcript has 6 exons. The record is from RefSeq and is a predicted model, not a curated record. The coding region runs from base 1 to 630 and encodes 209 amino acids.
AUGAAGUCCUCACUGAUAGUCCUGAGUCUGGUGCUGGUCCUUGUCCUGGUUCGAGCCGACCACCACAAAGACCAUGAACCAAAAUGUGAAGGCCGCAUCACAGAGGAGAAUCUGCCAAAGGUGCAGGGGAACUGGGUGGCAGUUUGGGGGGUCAGCGAUGGGCCCAAAGGUCAGGCUCUUAUCCCAAAGGUCACAAGCUCUCACCUGAAACUAGUGCUCCUCGACAACAAGACCCUCAACUACCAAGAGAGCAACUUCUACAAGGGUGAGACGUGGAAUUGCUCCUUCUUCGUAAUGAACGCAACAGUUGUGGAUGGCAGCGAUCAUCACAAUCUUACACUGAAGGUUCAUGAAGGAAGGACGGAGUACGAGGGGAAACUGGAACCAUUCAACGAUAACGUGACGCUCUCGUUCUACCAGAGAUGUGAUCACUGUCUGGCCAUGACCUUCAACAGCGACGAGUGGAACAAUUUCUUUAUCAUCUACUGGAGAGAGGGACAUCACACUGACGUGGAGGAAAUAAAGAAGGAACACGCAGAGUUCCACAAACAAGCUGAGUGUUUGGGGUUCCCCACAGAGCCAGCGUUCCACUACAAUGGAACAGCAGAUUUCUGUCACAAAGAGAAUUAGUGAAGCAGCAGAAACAAAUAAAAUAUCUAAACUCUC